Molecule: messenger RNA, 504 nt
Organism: Hemisphaericaspora subhashii
Lineage: Eukaryota; Fungi; Ascomycota; Pichiomycetes; Serinales; Debaryomycetaceae
Gene: PGA26
Product: Pga26p
Exons: 1
Coding region: 1-504 (167 amino acids)
Source: RefSeq, a predicted model, not a curated record
AUGCAAUUCUCCAAGUACUUAUUCGCUUCCGCUUUAGUUGCUACCGCUUCUGCUGCUUUCGCCAACGUUACCACCAUUACUAAGGAUAUCACUAUUACCGCCUACACCACUUACUGUCCAUACCCAACCACCGUCACUCUUACUAUCUGUGACGAGUACGACGUUUGUGCACCACAGACCAUUGCCGUUGCCGAACCUACCACCUUAACUGUUUACGAAAAGUGUGUCGUUCCAACUUCAUACACCACUGUCGACUAUACUGUUACUGAAGUUAUUCCUUGUCAAGAAUGUGCUGGUGUACCAACUCGUGAAGUUGCACCACCUGUUGCGGAAGAAGUUGCACCACCUGUUGCAGAAGAAGUCGUUCCUCCAUAUGCUAACACUACAUCUACUUAUGCUCCAAUUGCUCCAGAAGAACCUUACAGUGCUUAUGAAGGUGCCGGUGCUAAAUCAUUUGUUGGUGCUGCUGCUGGUUUAGCUGCCAUCAUUGCUGCCUUAAUGUAA